GUGAACGCACCGUGACACUGGCAGCUAGCCUAGCCGGCUAACUUGGCUAAUCUGAUUUAUCGCCCGAGUUAAGCUCGCGUAAGGUUAGCCCGGAUUACCAACUUUAGUUUGCCCUCAUCUCGCGUUUAACGCAACGUCUACCUGACACCAAACAGCCUCAUCUCAUCAGGAUGGCAUCGCUCGGGGAGCCUGUGCGGCUGGAAAGAGACAUCAACCGUGCCAUUGAACUGCUUGAUAAGCUCCAGAGGACGGGGGAAGUGCCCCCCCAGAAGCUGCAGGCGCUGCAGAGGGUCUUACAGAGUGAAUUCUGUAACGCUGUCAGAGAAGUGUAUGAACAUGUGUAUGAAACGGUGGACAUCAACAGCAGUCCUGAGGUCCGGGCCAACGCAACAGCUAAGGCUACUGUGGCAGCUUUUGCAGCGAGUGAGGGUCACUCACAUCCACGUGUGGUGGAACUGCCGAAGACGGAAGAAGGUCUUGGUUUCAACAUCAUGGGUGGAAAGGAGCAAAACUCCCCUAUUUACAUAUCACGGAUCAUCCCAGGAGGCAUCGCGGAUCGUCAUGGCGGCCUGAAGAGAGGCGACCAGCUUCUCUCUGUUAAUGGGGUGAGUGUUGAAGGCGAGCACCAUGAGAAAGCUGUGGAACUCCUCAAAGCAGCUCAGGGCACAGUGAAGCUGGUAGUAAGGUACACCCCCAAAGUCCUCGAGGAAAUGGAGUCCCGCUUUGAGAAAAUGAGGUCGGCGAAGCGCCGGCAACAGAACAACUAUCCCCAGUAGGAUUCUCCCAAGUUGAUGUCCAGCUCCCAUGUCUCUCCUCCUCUAGCCUUCUGGCCAUCUGUUCUGGUCUCUUUCUUAUCUCCCGACCCAAAAAAACAUAACAUACAUAAGUCUUAGUUGCCUCUCACUCAUUCCCUACAUUGUGCUUCUACCCUUCUCUGUAGCAUUUUUACUAUUCACCAUUGUUACUGUAAUAGACACUACGACUCUAGACGAACACUAGAAUGAUCACGAUUGUCAGUGUAGGUGGUCUCUCACACGUGUGCAUUAUUUUCAAAUUGACAAUUUGAAUGCAAGUAUGAGUACCUUUGUGACCAUCUUCAGAGCUUCUUUGACUGGAAAGGUAGUGUUUUUAAUUCUUUUAUCAGCCACUACCAAGUGCCUCAGGGCAAACGCGUUCAUCCUAUGUACUGUAUUCACUGUUCAUUUUUUUUCUUCUUUCAAAUGGUUUAAAGUCAAGUACUGGUUAUUAAAUGCUUGUGGCAGGAAUCACUACAUGUUCUGCCACUGUUAUUUUCAAAGAUUGUUUGUUUAAGUUGAGUAUAAAUACAUUUUCAAUACAACGGCCACUGUAGACACAAGUCCAGAAUAGCUGGAGGAGUUGAUAUCAGUGAAUCUGUUAAAAAAACAUGUUUGAUAACAAGGCAAACCACUGAAAGGACACAUAAUCCACAGUUAUGGAUAAUAGUGAAGGUUUCUUUCUCUGGAUUAACUUUUCUUUGUGUCAUACCACACUGUUAAAAACAUUCAGUAGGUGCUGUAAGUGAUACAAAAGGGUCUCAGCAAGUCAUGAACUAAUUCCUGCCAUCAUAGAGACUCACAGUUUUACCUUUAUCUAAGUAAUAAACCGUCAUAAGCAUAAUCUUUGCAGGCAGCAUGACACAAGACGAUACCUGUUCAGCUUCUGAUUCCUUUUUCUUGACGUGAAUCAGGAUUUUACACGGUGUGUAUUUCAUUAGUCAGGUACCGAACAUUUACAUAACAUUUGUCUUUGAUCUUUGCUAAAAUCUGUCCUUCAGUGCUGUUUGCGUCAUAUAAUACAAAGCAAGUAAGACAUUCAUUAUAUCGAGCAAUCUCUUUGUUACAGUAAUGUGAGCUGUCAUCAUUGUUUUCAUGAGUGAAACGGCGGAUGCAGAUAUCGCACAUGUUGUUUAUGGCCAAUCAUCCAGACUUUAUACAGUCUUUAGGGCAUUAUGUUGAACAUCUGUGUUUUUUUUAACAUUUCAUUUAUCAACAGCUGACUCAAAACAGAAAUUGUGUCUGAAAUGAAGCCUUCGCUACUUUUGGAUUUGUAUAUCUUGGUUUCAUUAAGACCUCUACAGUGGUUUAUCAUAUCCAUAACACCAGGAGUGGAAUCAGGAUCAACAUUGAAAUAGUGCAACUGUAGAUUUUAAUCAUUUAGUUAAACAAUUACUUAGAGCCUACCUGGCUCUGACAAUAUAUUUGUUGGUAUACAGUACCAAGACUUUUCUGUAAUUUCUUUUCAUUAUUGUUAGCAACUGUCUUUGCCCUAUUAAAGCUCCAUUCUUAUAAUAUUUUAUUAUUCAUAUAUUAACAAGUAUUUAUUUUUAGACUUUUCUUGCUAUUCCAACAAAGGGAACAUUAAUGUAGUGAUUGUCUGUUUGAACCCUCCUCAUUCACUCUUUCAGCAUGACAACAAACUUUCAUUUAAGAGACUUAUCCACACUAGUGUUUUGUUUCCAUGGUAGAGGCAAUAUCCUGUAUAUAGCAUAUAGCAUACAUCAUCCCUCAAACUAGGCUAUAGUUAAGCAAGCCAUACGAUUUUCCAGUCUCAGGAUCAACAAAUCCCAUAGUUGAGACAGAUAGGUGGCAGUUGAGAUAGUUAUUUAUUAAAAGGAAGGAGGAUAAAGUAACGUAACCGUGUGUGAAGCAGGAAAGCUUUUAGCUUCGCUGUAGCUUCUGUGUUUCUUUGAAUGGUGUCAUUAACGUCCUGCACUGUUUGUCCUCUGGUGUUGAAGCAUUCUUCAGAAAUGAUUUUUUUUUAAUGCCCUGUACUGUUAAAUGGACAUCCAGUCAAGUUUGUCACUUUCAAAGUGUUUUGGUCCAAGUUGUCAAGACUUGACAUGACGAUAAACAGCUGCACAGCUUAUGUGACCGAGGCGUCUGUAAUUAUGUCACUGAUGGUUUCCAUUCGCUUGUGUGAUGAAGUAAUUCCAACUCUUUUCUCGCUGUUUUUCAUUGUUUUGUUUUUUUCACCAUCUCCUAACAUACAUGAAGGUUCAACUUACUGUUACAUUUUCAGUCAAUUUCUCCAGCAAACUGUAAAUAGCUUACUAAAAGGUGUUGAAGUCCAUGGUAGAUUUUAGCAUGAAAUUAUUUAUAUUGUUUUCACCAGAAUAUGAGUGUGUGUGUGUGUGUUUCAGGGAUCUGGAAAAUGUCCUAAAAUGGGUUGCAUCACUGAAUGUUUAAAAAAAGAAAACAUUGUCAGUUCAAGAUUAGGGAAAUAUUGGUUGUUGUUUUUCUACAAUAAAGUGAGUUUAAUUCGGGGGUGAUGUGAUAUUUUUUUCCUUAAUAAUUGGAACUGAAAAAGUAACAUUCAAAGAAAGCAAUUUGCAAAUACGAAUUUGUUGCAGCCGCUACCUUCGUCCAUUAUUAGUUUAAUUCAGGACAGACUUCAGUUGAAAGUGAACAAAACUCACAAUAACAGAAGGACGUGAUAGAAAUGAGUCCGUUUGAUCUCAAAUGCCUGAUGGUCCAGGUUGAAAGCGGGCGAGGGCGUAGUGUCGGAAACUCCACCUCAGGAUGUUAAUACUAGUGGUUGAUAGGACAAAGAGGAGGAGGGUCACAGCGAAUCGUUGACAUUGACAGAGCAGGUUUCAAAGUUUUAAAGCAUUGCGUGAUUGGCUGAUUGGAUUACAGUAAACACCUAACCAUCAGCUGAUCGGAAGAGGCAGGGAGAGUGAGAGAGAAGUGUGAAUCAGAGCAUUGUAGAGAAAGUCUCCGCUGGGUUCACUUUAAAUACUGAAACUAAACUCCUGAUGAAAUAUCCUUAAUUUUUGGGAUAAAAUCUAAUACAAAACACACACACACACACACAUUACUGCAAAUCAACUAUCUAUCCAAGGUUAUUGCGAAACUUGUAUUUGUGAAAGCUAGUUUAACUGCAGAAUGUUAUUGACUUUUAUGACCUAAAUUCUGCGUGGUCAAAUCCAAUAUUGAUCACCAUCAAGUGAAAAUUCCCAUGUGAUGUUAGCCUUCCUACUUAAGUAAAGAUUGUCCGGAUGUAUGUAGGAGAAUAUAUGACAGUGUGGUUAUUAGUUUGACCAUUCCAUAGCUUUCUUUAGUUAGGAGGCAGAACAUAAGCAGAAGAGCCGGGUGUACAGAUAAGUGGAAAUGUCUUAAUAUAAUGUAAACUUUGUCCCUUAUCAUUGUGUUUUAUCCAACUUCAGACGAGUAACGAACGAACGACCAGUAAAUCAAAACGUAAUGAGACUUUGUUUUUGAUCUCGCACAGUCUCCCCCUCCACUGGAUGCCACUGUCCAUCGUCUAAGUUCCUUACAGAACCUUUGUGAAGUCAACUUUCUACCACGUCUCCUUGUCUAUAUAUUGGAAUGGUCAAUAAAGUAUUUUUUAUAAUAGUUUUCUUUUGAUAUUUUUCUCAAUUUUUAUAAGUGGGUUUUCCUAAAAUAUAAAUACCAGGAAUAAUUGGUACUUCCAUUUUGACUUGUGUACCAGGACAUGUAUCAAGGAAGUCUCUCUGAAAUGCGGCGCUGAUGUGGAAUCGAACUUGCGGCUGUAUGACCGAACCAAAGCGUCCUCAAUCAGCGCUUCUGUUCUGAGACCUGAACUGAUUUGUCUUUUCUUUUUAGUACCAAGACCGAACUUGCGACGUUUGUGAACAUUUUUGAUAAUGUUUUGAAAUGUUUUAAUCGUUGCUCGUUUAUUACCUUUAGCCUGUGUUGUGUUACGUUGUGUUAACUUAUUUCCUCUGCUAACGUUGGUGUGGAAUGUAAACUGUUGUGAUGUAGAACGUAACAAUGAUUUGACUGGAGGCUGAAUAAACCGUGCUUCAAUGUG
Molecule: messenger RNA, 4815 nt
Organism: Pleuronectes platessa (European plaice)
Lineage: Eukaryota; Metazoa; Chordata; Actinopteri; Pleuronectiformes; Pleuronectidae
Gene: lin7c
Product: lin-7 homolog C (C. elegans)
Exons: 5
Coding region: 171-776 (201 amino acids)
Biological process (GO): neurotransmitter secretion; maintenance of epithelial cell apical/basal polarity; protein localization to basolateral plasma membrane
Cellular component (GO): cell-cell junction; MPP7-DLG1-LIN7 complex; basolateral plasma membrane
Molecular function (GO): L27 domain binding
Source: RefSeq, a predicted model, not a curated record